GCCAACAAUCGCGUAGCAGGCCUGGUGUGGGGAUUGUUGUUUAUUGGGUAACAUGUCCUGUAAUUGACAUUCAUCUAGGGAUUUGAUUACAUGUGUAUAAUAGUAUCACAGGGGCCUGCAGUGAUAGUACCGUACUACCUGAUCCCACCUCUCGGGCUAUUAGUCCAACAUCAGGACCCCCUGGAAUGGGGUGCUGGAUCUCGGAGGGGAAGGGCAGGACCCCCUGGAAUGGGGUGCUGGAUCUCGGAGGGGAAGGAAGAGUAGUACUGGACCUGUAUUGUAUAGGCAAGUUACAUCAAAGAUCAAGUCUUCUCUAUGAUGUAUAAAUGGUGACAUUCAACUUUAGGAAUAAUGGAUGUAAAAGAUCAAGUCUUCUCUAUGAUGUAUAAAUGGUGACUUCAACUUGAGGAAUAAUGGAUGUAUAUGUUCAUGAAGAUGAUUUCUUUAUGAAUGACCUAGGAGAGCAGGAGUCAGAAUCUGAAAUGACAGAUGAGGACUUUUUACUGCGGGCUAUUGAGAAACAUGAUCUCGCAACAGCACAAAACCUUUUAUGUAUCAAAGGAGUCUCACCAAAUUUUGAGCGUCGGGGAAAAAAUCCAAUUUGUAGAGUUGCCUACCUUGGACAAGAAGAUAUGUUAGAACUUCUCAUAUCAAACCAGAGUUUUCUGAGCAGGUCUUGUCAUCGUGACUCCAUGUGGCUGAGACAACCUAUUCACCUGGCUGCCUCCAAAGGCCACCAAAACAUUGUACAACGUCUAGUCGAGUGUGGGGUGGAUAUCAACAGCAAGGAUUCUGACCACCGUACACCCCUUCACUGGACAGCAACAUAUGGACGUGUUGACACGGCUCAAUUGCUGCUUCAAAAGGGGGCAGUGGUGAAUGUGACGCAGACCGACGGAUUCACACCACUUCAUAUUGCCUCUUGUCUUGGACAUCUUAAUGUGUGUAGGGUACUAAUUGAGAAUGGUGCCGAAGUGAAUAGGGUCGAUGCAGAGGGUUGGACAGCUCUUCACACCGCCGUGUGCUAUGGUAAGCCAAAGGUGGUAGAAUUGCUUCUCGAAAACCAAGCUGCUGUCAAAGCGGUAACCUUGGACCAGAAUACAACUCUACAUGUGGCGGCAAGUAGCGGAUAUCUAAGUGUGAUUAAAAUUCUACUGACACACGAUCUGGAUCUAAACCGGAAAAACAUGCAGGGAUUUACGCCAUUCCACUUGGCAUUUUAUCACAGUAAGGUUAACGCUUGCAGACGGUUGAUUAAACAUGGUGUAGACAUCCAGACAUGUGACUGUAAUGGUCAAACGCCUUUGUACAUAGCUGCAUCACAGAUAAAUGUGAAGCUGGUCCAUAUACUCUUAGAGGCAGGAUAUGACUUUAGCAAAGAGAAAUGGAUUCGUGACAAGAAGUUUCCAUUUGAUGUUCAAAAACAAUCCCAUCUAAGUGAACUGUUGAUAGAGACUGCCAGCAAUCCUAGAUCUCUUCAGCACUUAGGAUGUUUCAGGAUUCGAAAUCUUAUUUCUGGGUAUAUUGUUCCAAAAGUAGAGAGAUUGCCUAUUCCCAAGAGCUUAAUUGAUAUGCUUGCAUUCAAAAGUCAAUAAUUUAACGAGGAAUACAAUUCUGAGAAAGUUUUUUGCUUUUGUUCCACAAUCCAACAAGCAUAGGUUCAUCAAUUAAAAAAAAUAUGCACCACCGUGAGAUUCUUUUGAUGUACAUCAAAUGAUCAAACUAGUCUUCUCGUCUUGUCCCCAGGGUGCUGCACACAGAGCCUUCAAUUUUGCUAUGACAUAUUCCAGGAUGUAGAUAGCGAAAGUGAACGUAACCCCUGGAUAUCGAGGAUGGCCUUACUGCUACAAGUAAUCAAACUCAAAGCAUAUAGGGUUAAGUCAAACUGCAUCCAUUUUCUUCAACCAAUCACAAAGCUGGAAAAGUGAUCAGGACUUACAACAGUUGAUAAUAUAUUUUAUUGGCUGAAGUAAAUGACCUUCACCUAAUCAAUUACUUUUGCUUGAAUUGUGCUGUGUUUGUAAAAAAAAUGAAUAAAUCUGGUGAAGUAACAC
Mizuhopecten yessoensis (Yesso scallop) is the source of this 2054-nucleotide messenger RNA. Its product is annotated as 26S proteasome non-ATPase regulatory subunit 10-like. Lineage: Eukaryota; Metazoa; Mollusca; Bivalvia; Pectinida; Pectinidae. Gene Ontology annotation, biological process: intracellular signal transduction; RNA processing. The transcript has 2 exons. The record is from RefSeq and is a predicted model, not a curated record. The coding region runs from base 414 to 1595 and encodes 393 amino acids. Gene Ontology annotation, molecular function: RNA nuclease activity; RNA binding; protein binding.